UUAUAAACAUACCCUGCAUCACUUCCGGUCUGGGUUAGUGUAGAGAGAAAAAAAAUCAAAACACAGAUUGAUAGACUGCGCAUAAACAUUACGGAGCAAUGUUUAGCUCUGUCACUAGUUGGUUGGGGGUUGUGAAUAACAAAGAAGAGGAAGAGAAAGACAACCCGUCAACGGAGGAGGAGAAAGGAAAGACUCCGUCAUCGCAGACUGAACAAACAAAAGAAAAAGAGUCCGUCUCUGAGCCAAAGUCCGAUAACUCACAAGAGACAGGUGGGGAUGAACAGGAGGAGGAAGAAUCCCUUGAAAAGAAGCUAGAAGAUGCGUCAGCUGCUGCAAUCAAUACGGCGAAAGAAUGGGGCAGUUACCUGUACUCAUUCAGUAAAACAGCAGGGAAAACAGUAGUCGAAAAAGCAAAGCAGAUUAGCAAAGAGGUGGAAGAAAAGACAUUCCUAGGAGAUUUCAGUAAGGAGCAGAAUAAGUUUGUGUCUGAGAAGAAGGAGAAAUCCAAAAAUGCAGAAGCUGCUGUGUCUCCCUGGGUGGGGUAUAAUGAGGAGGAGAGCAUGAAGACACAGAUCCUUGCUCUGUCACAGGACAAGAGAAAUUUCCUCAGAAAUCCCCCUGCAGGUGUACAGUUUCAUUUUGACUUUGAGAGCAUGUUUCCUGUUGCCAUGGCAACUUUACAAGAAGAUGAAAACCUAAAUAAAAUGAGAUUUGAGUUGGUUCCUAAACAAAUUAAAGAGGAAGCAUUUUGGAGGAACUAUUUUUACCGAGUGUCUCUCAUUAAACAGUCAACACAACUUACUUCACUUGCACAAGAAACAGGUAGCACAAGUGAAAGCAAAUCCAGUGAUGGAUCUCGAAGAUCGUCGACAGGAAGCCAGGAGAAAGUGAAAACUGUCGAUGUGAUAGUAAGGACCAAGGCAGUCUCAUUAGAAUGCAAAGAUGCAUUUUGUUUACAUCUUUCCAAGAAAGUGGAUGGCGGAUCCAGGGAGGAGGAGUUUGCACCCAGCAGUCCAAACGAGAAUGAAUUCGUCAGUGACAGCUUCCAAGGAGACGAAAUCAGUCAGGAAGAUUUGAAGAAAGAGAUGCAAAUGCUAGGUGUGGAUGACAGUAAAUCAGAAACGAAAACAGAGAAAGAAGAAGGGGAGAACCAUUGCCGUAAACCGUAUGAAAGGAACUACUGGAAAGUGUGUUAUGAGAAAGAUCUAGACCCCAAUACAGAGGGAAUACCACAGUGGGAACAAGAACUGCAACAGGAGCUUCAGGACUACGAAAUGGUGGACGAUAAUGUGGACGAUGCUGAUAUUGAGAACGAGAUUUUACAACAGUUAGAAGAAGAAGCGACGGACGAUAAGUGACGCAAAUACCAGUUUAUUGUGACUGUAGUGGGGACCAGCCAAGCCCAAUGUAAAAUUACCAUGGCUAGUAUCAUUUCAAUAUAUCGUUUAUGAACAUUUUGAAGUAUAGUAUCAUUGCUUCAAAGUUUGGUACUAAUGGGUGAUGUAGUGGGAAAUUGUGAUAUUUAUGAUUGAUUUCAUUUAAAAAUAUUUUUCCUUAUAAUUUCGCAGACUAGUAUUGGAACAUCUUGUGCAAUUUUGUAAAUAAUGAUGAAUUCACUUUAGUACACACUUUUGUUUGCUUUCGAGAUAUUGUUAAGGGAUGCAAUGUGUUAAGUUUCAUUAACAAACUAAUCGGACAAAGAUUAUUUGUUCUGUUCUGUUACGUGUAAAUAUGUAUUUAUAAAUGAUUGUUAAAUAAACAUGUAUAUAAUUUA
Ostrea edulis (European flat oyster) is the source of this 1774-nucleotide messenger RNA. Its product is annotated as synapse-associated protein 1-like. The transcript is spliced from 10 exons. Lineage: Eukaryota; Metazoa; Mollusca; Bivalvia; Ostreida; Ostreidae. Gene Ontology annotation, cellular component: cytoplasm; synapse. The coding region runs from base 99 to 1358 and encodes 419 amino acids. The record is from RefSeq and is a predicted model, not a curated record.